AUGGCUAACUUGCCAGAAUUCCUAACAAAUUCUUCACAUCCUCUGUUUCUGCAUUCUAAUGAGAAUCCUUCUCAAGUUUUAGUCACACCGCUCUUGAAUGGACGAAACUAUCAUUCUUGGGCGCGUUCCAUGUCAAUGGCCUUGCGUUCCAAGAACAAGCUUGGAUUCGUCAAUGGCGUGGUGGAAGUACCAGAUCCUGAUAGUGCAGAGUAUGAAACAUGGGAACGAUGCAACACAACUGUAUUAGGAUGGAUUCACAGAUCCAUUUCGCAGACGAUAGCUCAAUCCAUAAAUGAUGCUUGGAACGAUCUUCGUAAUCGUUUUUCUCAAUCUGAUAUUUUCAGAAUCUCGGAUUUGCAAGAAGAGAUACAGAAACUGCAUCAAGGUGACAAGACUAUGACUGAGUUCUUCACUCAGCUCAAGAUCCUAUGGGAUGAGUUAGAAAACCUGAAGCCAAUUCCCACACCUUUGGUUGCUUGUGUUUGUGGCACUGCUGAUGUAAUGCGAACUUAUCGAGAUCAGGAUCAUACUAUCCGAUUUCUUAAAGUUUUGAAUGAUACAUACUCUCAGGUUCGUUCUCAAGUAAUAUUGAUUGAACCAUUGCCUAAUGUCAUUAAGGCUUUUUCGCUGAUAACUCAACAAGAACGCCAAUUUUAUUCUGAAGAUCAACUCAAUGCAAGAACAACUGCACAAACUUUUGCUGCUGUGACAGAUCACUCCAAUAACCGGAGAGGUGCUUAUAAUGGAGGUGGUUACAAUAGAGCUCCUUCUGGCAACUAUGGAGGAAGCUCUGGAAAUUAUGGAGGAAGGAGUAUAAGAGGAAGAGGACGUGGCUUUGGAGGCAGAAACACUCCAGGCAGAUUGUGCACUCAUUGCAAUCGAAGCAAUCAUACCAUAGAAACCUGUUAUCUGUUGCAUGGGUUUCCACCAGGAUACAAAACCUAUAAUUCACAUAUGGCCAACAACAUUUCUACUUCUGAUCUUGAGAACAAUGCUGCCUUCCAAGAUCCAGACAAUCGAGUGAGUUCCAUUGAUAUGAUUCAAGGUCAAUAUGAGAAGAUUCUGAACCUAUAA
Messenger RNA from Gastrolobium bilobum, 1074 nucleotides. RefSeq lists its product as uncharacterized. Lineage: Eukaryota; Viridiplantae; Streptophyta; Magnoliopsida; Fabales; Fabaceae. The record is from RefSeq and is a predicted model, not a curated record. The coding region runs from base 1 to 1074 and encodes 357 amino acids. The transcript has a single exon.